AGGGAAAUAGGAGCCCGGAGCUCUUCCAGAGAAAUUCAUGGACCUUGAAGUGACGAUGAUCAGUUUGCGGCCACCACGGACACUCAUGGCGAGUUGGUGGAGUCACUAGAAGCUUUGACUGUGCUAGAAAGUAGAGUAAGUGGUGGUGGUGAUGAUGGUGGAGGUGGUGAUGAACCUCCGUACGUCAGCACUGCUGCUGGGAGCAAUCAUCAUCACUGCCUAUGUUAUCUUCGGGACACCAACAUUCACUACCACAAGCAACAGGAGGAAGAGGAAGAAAGUGCUUAAUAAUGAAAGUGACUUUGGUGGUGAUGCCUGCGCUGGAGAGGUGCUCAGUGCUCUCCGGGGACACGGUUGGGUCAUCUCUUCAGAGGAGCAAGACACACAUGAGCUUUUCCAUGUGCUCACUGCCACUAUAGACGAUGAGCUGACGAGUGCCACCGCUGUUCCUUCACUUCUGGAUGUGUCAUGGAUGGAAGUUAACUGUGUAGACUCCCUGGAUGAUGGAGUGGUCUUAAAAGCAAAUUCAUGGCAACAGACUGGUGAACAAGUUAGUGUUAAGGAAGAGUGUGUAGACAGGAUGGAAUUGCAACCAAAGAACACUGCUAACAUAGGCAAAAGAAGUGACAAUUUUUCUUAUAAAAUCAAUGGUAUUUUGAUUGAGGGUAAAUAUGAUAAACCACAUGUGGUUACUACUGAUGGAACUAAGACAUACUCUCAGUUGAACAAGAGUGAAAGUGUAAAUGAUACACGCAUUGAGGUUUUAACAAACGAUCUAAUUUGUGAUCAAGAAGGUUGUGAGGGUAACUCUAUGUUAGAAGAGAAAUGCUGCAACCUACAAAGUCUCCCCACUGAUAGUUUUCUUCAUAAUUCAUGGUCAUUGGUGAACAAAAAUAACAUAGUCAAUAUGAAACAUGGCAAUUUGAACUUAAGAAGUACUUGUGAUACCACUGUUGAAUGUGAUAAUAUUAAUAAAUGUACAGAACAUAAAAGUGAUGUUGAAGCUGUAAGAAAUAUAAUUAAAAAUUCUGAAGAUUACGUACAUAAUUUUGAGAAUAACGCUGUAGGUGCAGCACCUAUUGCGGCACGGCCUCGAGAUGCCGAGAACACUUGCAGGAAGAUCCACAAUGAUCAGCAUGAUAGUCCUUUCAGGGGAUACUUGGUCAGCCAGCUACAGUGCACAGUGUGUGGACACAAGAAUUCUGCCCAGUGGACAAGUUUUGAGUCCCUUUCUUUGUCUCUGCCAACAUUACCAUGGGGAGAGGUCACAGUACAAGAACUCUUGGAUUCUUACAUUACACAGGAGCAAGUAACUGAAGUCACCUGUGAGAGCUGUACAAAAAAAUCUGGGUCCAGUGUUAAGACAACAUUUACAAAGCAGCUGACCAUUGGCAAACUUCCAGAUUGUCUGUGUGUUCACAUCAAACGCACUGUUUGGUUGGAGAACGGGACGGCAAUCAAGCGUCGAGACCACUUAGUCUUCCCAGAGUUCCUUAUUAUGGACCCCUAUACCUACGCUACUUCCAUCACAACGCAGGGACUUCAAAAUUGCAAAGUUAGUGGACGUGAUUGCAGCAGUGAUUCAAGCAGCUCAUACUGGUCACAAAGCACUCACCAGUUGCCAAUCUCAUCCAUUAUAAGUCAGAGCGCUACAGCAACCCACAUUGAGCCAAGUUCUUGCAGAUGGUUUUACACCUCUGAUUUGCUAGUACGAGAAGCUAGCUUAGAAGAGGUGCGGAAGGCUAACGCCUACAUGAUCUUGUACGAAAAAGUGACCUAGUGAUGUCUGGCAAGACAUCAAUAUACAACUUUGAUCUGUAUUUUUUAGGUAUUGAGCAUUAUUAUUAUUUUGGAGGGGAUAAGGGUUAAAUUUUAUUUUUACUCUAUAUACCUCUCAAAGUGCAUAUUAUCUGUUGUCCAGGAUAGGCUUCCACUUUAGGUGUUGUUGUUACAUAUUGUAAUUUUAUCUUUGUGCUUGCUUUAAAAAGAAUUUCAGAAAGGAAUCCAUUUUGUAUAUGAAAGAUGAGGUCUGUCAUUUUCUGUUUAGCUUAUUAAUCUAAGUGUACUUACUGCAUGUAAAAUUUUUAAGAGAGUAACAAGUUCAAUUUUGAAACCAAACAUUUACUUACACUGCAACAGUUUAUUUACAAGCUGUCAUAUUUUGGAGAUUCUCAUGUACUGACUUGAGAUUCAGGAAGAUUCAGUUUACAUUUUCAUUUUUUAUUUUCAGUAUUUAUUUUACCUACUUUUUAUCGUGACUGUAAAACCUCCAUCCAGAGUUCAGCCAUUAACCCUAAUUGAGCUGUGGAUCCAGCCAUCAGCCCUACAGGAGCUGUGGAUUUAGUCAUUGAAUCUAUUGGAGCUACAGAUCCAGAUGUCAGGUUCACCACAGCUUCAGGAUGGCAUGCCCUUAAGCCAGCAGAAGUGAGCUAGUAUAUAUAUGUUUAUAUGGAUACAAGAAUACAAUGGCACCUCUACCCAGUGGAGAUAAAUGGUAUAAAAUACCAACAUAAUGGAAAACUAGACACAGAUAUAGUAUAAUGUGAUCUGCAUUAUACUUCAUUAAUGUUUACUUUUCCACCUCUACCUAGUGAUAUUAUUAUUUGUGUAUGAAAUAAUAUCAACAUUAAUGCCUAUAAUAUUAUAACUCUACAUUCUGGUGCUUGGUGAGGUGCAUAAUAAUGUGAGAGAAUAAUAACAUUGUCACACCAUAUAAUUGUUGACUCAAGCAACAAGUGCUUGUUAAGGCCGAAAAUAAUGUGAGUGAGGAAAUUAAUGUUAAGCCAAGAAAUGUGACCAGUGUGUCACAAGAACAUAACAUGCAAACUACACAAUAAUGCAGAGAUUAGUCAUCUGAAAAGGAACCAUAGUUGCAUAUAUUAUGCCAUAACUAGACACUGACAUGCUUGUUACUGUCCCACUUGAGGUAUAUACAGUACUUGCAGGACAACAAAAUCCAUAUGUUAUUGGUCAUAAGGCAAAUUUUUUUUUACUAAAUAAACAUGCCCAAAAUAAUGCCCCUUGUUUUAUGAGUGUAACCCACCCAACGGAAUAUGGAAAAAAUAUCAAAGCAAAAUAUAGUAUUUAUGCUAACGUAACCGCCAUGUCAAUGCUGAGUUGAAGGGUCGUGAGAGUCCCAGGGGACUUGGAGUCGAUCUUACUGCUGUAAGAUUGACCACCAGUGUGUUUUGUAAAUAUAAACUAUAUCAUGUUAAUAAUUUUAUUUAAAUAAAAAAUCUUAAAUA
Molecule: messenger RNA, 3245 nt
Organism: Cherax quadricarinatus
Lineage: Eukaryota; Metazoa; Arthropoda; Malacostraca; Decapoda; Parastacidae
Source: RefSeq, a predicted model, not a curated record